This is a messenger RNA of Seriola aureovittata, 1829 nucleotides long. It is a transcript of the gene snai2, whose product is annotated as snail family zinc finger 2. The record is from RefSeq and is a predicted model, not a curated record. The transcript is spliced from 3 exons. Gene Ontology annotation, molecular function: RNA polymerase II cis-regulatory region sequence-specific DNA binding; DNA-binding transcription factor activity, RNA polymerase II-specific. NCBI's taxonomy places the organism in Eukaryota, Metazoa, Chordata, Actinopteri, Carangiformes, Carangidae. Gene Ontology annotation, biological process: regulation of DNA-templated transcription. Bases 263 to 1045 code for a protein of 260 amino acids.
GCGAGAUUUAAUUGGUUUGAGCUCCCAGUAUAUGUAAAUGGCAGUGGAUGGCUCCUCCCAUGCACCUGAUAGGGAGUAUUUACUGCUCUACAGCUACUCACUGCACUGUUUCCAAGAGCGCAGCGCUGCAUCAUGACACUCCACUGGACUUAAGCAAUAAGGAUUUCCGCCUUGACACACUAAACUGACGUUCACCGCUAUAUUUUAAAAGAACAACAACAACAACAAAAAGUUUUCCAAAGUUGUCCACUUGUUUUCCAAGAUGCCACGCUCUUUCCUGGUCAAGAAACACAUAAACUCCGCAAAGAAGCCAAAUUAUAGUGAAUUGGAAAGCCCAACAGUGUUCUUCACGCCGCACAUCUACAAGGGCCUUCCCCUGCCUGUCAUCCCCCAGCCGGAGAUCCUGAGCCCGGCAGCGUACAGCCCCAUCACAGUGUGGACUACCAGCAACUUGCCGCUGUCUCCGCUCCCCAGUGACCUCUCCCCCAUCUCUGGAUACCCCUCAUCGCUCUCCGACACCUCCUCUAAAGACCACAGCGGCUCUGAAAGCCCGAGGAGUGAUGAGGACGAGCAGUUGCUGCCCAAGCUGACAGACCCUCACGGAGUGGAGGCAGAGAAAUUCCAAUGUAGUUUGUGUAGCAAGUCCUACUCCACGUACUCUGGACUGCUCAAGCACAAACAGCUGCACUGCGACGCCCAAACGAGGAAAUCCUUCAGCUGUAAAUACUGCGAGAAGGAGUAUGUUAGCCUGGGAGCUCUCAAAAUGCACAUCAGGACUCACACCUUGCCUUGUGUUUGCAAAAUAUGCGGGAAAGCUUUCUCCAGACCGUGGCUGCUCCAAGGACACAUCAGGACGCACACCGGAGAGAAGCCGUUUUCCUGCCCUCACUGCAACAGGGCGUUUGCAGACAGGUCCAAUCUCAGGGCGCACCUACAGACCCAUUCGGAUGUGAAAAAAUACCAAUGCAAGAACUGCUCCAAAACUUUCUCCAGGAUGUCUCUUCUGCACAAGCAUGAGGAAUCUGGUUGUUGUGUAGCACACUGAACUGAACUGGGAUACUUUUCCACCAGCAGAGAACCCCCUCCUCCAUUGCUCUGUUACUUUAUUUUUUCCAAGCCCAGGAGAACUGUCAGGGAAUCACAUCCUAGGGGGUUUGGUCCCUAAUGUGCAGACUUCUUUUUUUUUUUCUUUUUUUUUUUUUCUACCACCGGUCGAUUUCAUUUCAAAGUGAGAAAUAGCUAUGUGCUCACGUGCUUCUCGUUUCAAGCAGUGUUUCUGUGAUUGCAAUCAGUGUCGAGCUUUUUCAAACCAUGUACUCACCUACCUGUGCUAUUCAUGCACUUUUCUGCAUGUCUAGAAUGUUUUAUAUGCCUUCACAAUGUUAUCUUCAGUGUUUGUACCAAUGUCUCUCAAUGGCUGUUAUGCAGUCCUCCACUUUUUUAAAUGUAACCACACAAACGAUACCAAAGGGCGCAUUAUGAAUGACAGUAUAAAUAUAACCAGAGGAAUACUGAAGCCAUUGUUACUUAGGGAACAAGUGCAAACUUAGUUUUUAGGGAGAAAUUAUUAUAACUUUUGCACAGUCAUUAGAAGCAGGUUUGCCAGCACUCAAAUAGCAAUACAAGUUUUUCUCAAGUGCCUCAAUUUUACUUGGCAAUAAUAUGUAUUUUUUUGAACAACAGUUUCAUUUUAUAUUUUUAUAUAUUGAAUGUAAGCGUGACUGAGAUGAUUGUAUACUGACAGUGAAAACUGUGAUGCUGAAUGAUUUUGAUAUUUUCAUAUUUCUCAUGACACUUUUAAAAAUAAAGUUUCAUGACAUUUUGUAUAA